Molecule: messenger RNA, 5022 nt
Organism: Drosophila grimshawi
Lineage: Eukaryota; Metazoa; Arthropoda; Insecta; Diptera; Drosophilidae
Gene: Eato
Product: ATP-binding cassette sub-family A member 2
Exons: 14
Coding region: 28-4839 (1603 amino acids)
Biological process (GO): transmembrane transport; lipid transport
Cellular component (GO): intracellular membrane-bounded organelle; membrane
Molecular function (GO): lipid carrier activity; ATP binding; ATP hydrolysis activity
Source: RefSeq, a predicted model, not a curated record
GUCAAAAAAGCAACUACAAUAACAACAAUGGCUCGCAGCUGCAGCUCAUUGUUUUAUGUCUUUCUGCGUAAAAAUGUCCUUUAUUUAAGGUACAGCUGGUUACCUUUGUGCAUUGCCUUUUUUAUGUGGAUUGGCGUCCUAUGGGCAUACUUACAUUGGACAAAUAAAUUUAAUUUAAAUGAUAUCGAAGAAUUCGAAUCUAAAGACUACAAUGCACUGAAAGCAAUGUAUCCCGGAAAUGAGCUUGAUUUGUUAUACUACGCACCCAAUACAGAAAAUGUGAACUCGCUCAUGGAUCAUGUCCUUGAGGAAUUGCAACUAGGCAGAGAACUUAUUCGUGAGUACAACAACAGCGUGGAGAUGCAAGUGGAUAUGGAACAGCAGUGCAAGGGAAACUGUUUUGCUAUUAAUUUUCAGACGUUGUCCGAUCCGAGGAUGAAUGGAGACUUCAAAUAUAGCCUAAGCUCAAAUCAGUUGCGAAUGUCACCGCAAAAGCGCUUUGUGAAUGAUGAGGAAAUCAAUCAUCAGAAAAGUGAUGAUGAAUAUAUACGCGAGGGAUUUCUCACACUGCAGUACGUUAUUGACCGUCAGUAUAUGAGCUACCAACAACUUAAUGCUGACUAUGAGCUGCGCAUCAACGCUAUACCAAAUCUGGAGGUUAACACCACCCACAGCAAUAUUCUGAUCAAUUUCGGGACAUUAUUUAGCAUAUUAUUUAGCAUAUUGCUGCUAAGCACGUAUGUGGUGCCUUUUGUCGAGGAGAAGCAGAAUGGCAUCAGAGAGUUUCUCAAUAUUGUUACGCCCAUGAGUUUUUUAAACGGGCUCACCUUUUCCCUCAUACGUUUUGUGUGCUACGUGGGGUUACUUUUAAUUACGCUUCUUAUAGCCUUGUCAUAUGGCGCAUUGGGACUGAUUGGAUUUUUGUAUAUAUUUGUUUUGUAUUUGUUAUACAUUUUGGCAAACAUGUCGUAUGCCUAUCUAAUAUCUGUCUGCUUUCACACGGUUUUCUACGCAAAGAUCGGCGGCCUCAUUCUUCUCGUCAUACCCUACAUCUUUAGUAUUGUAAGGAGCUGGCUUUCCAAACUCGCAUUCUAUCUCUUCUGCACGAAUUCAUUCCUGGAGGGCUUAGAUGUGUUGCAGACGUUCUCCAAUAAACGUAAGUCGAUGAAAUAUUGUCAAAAUUGCAUACCAAUUACAAAUGCAUUUAUAGGUCGACACUUUGGCUUCGCGGAUCUCUUGCGAUUAAUCAAAGAUGACGCUAGCUGUAUCAUUUACGUUUAUUCCGUGCUCCUCGGUCAGACCAUUUUGUAUGCCUUGCUGUACAACUACUUAGUGUGCGUGUUUCCCGGCCCUGGCGGCCUUAAGCGACCAUUCCUAUUCAUUCUAAAUCCCAAUACAUAUAAAAAGCGGCAGCGCAAUGAGUACACAACGUCGCCCCGUGGCACCGAUGCCAUCAUCAUCAGUGAUUUGUGCAAGAAAUUCCAGACAAGCAAACGCGAAACCAAUAUUGCCGACCACUUGAGUAUGAAAAUUAAAAACAAGGAGAUUACCGUACUACUGGGACACAACGGUGCCGGCAAGACAACCAUGAUGAACAUGAUUAUGGGCACUGUACCAAAGGAUGCUGGUAAAAUUGUUGUUUGCAGUGAGCGCGAUGUUGCAUCAUAUCGUCACUUGAUCGGGUUCUGUCCACAGCACAGCGUUUUCAUGAGCUAUAUGACAUGCCAGGAGCAUUUGGAAUUCUUUGCACAGCUGCGUGGCGCCAAAAGAUCCGAUGCUCGCGACUGGGCUGUGGAGAAGCUGCGCAAGCUGAAUUUAUACGACAAGGCCGAUGAGUAUGGUUGCAAGUUGUCUGGCGGCAUGAAAAGACGUCUUUCCCUGGGCAUUGCAAUAGCUGGCAAUACAAAAAUUAUCAUUUUGGACGAGCCAUCGUCCGGUCUGGACAUUGAAUCACGUCGGGAACUAUGGGACAUUUUGCUGCUGCUUCGCAAAGAGAAGGCAAUUUUAGUGACUACACAUUAUAUGGAAGAGGCCGAGGUGCUGGGCGAUACCAUCUGUAUUCUGGCCAACGGAACAUUGCAGGAGAACGGCUCUCCGCUGGAGCUAAAACGCAAAUCUGGAUGUGGCUAUCGUCUGAAGCUGGAGGCCCAUGAGACAAAGUUUCUGGAAAAAGAAACCUUAGCUGACAUAUCGAAAUUCAUACCGACUGCAAAAUUGCUGAACAUUGUAAAGCCCACGGUCAACAUUUGUCUACCGUAUGACGAAGUAUCUCAAUAUCAUGACAUGUUACACAGCUUGGAGACGAAUAUGACCAAAUACGGUAUUGAAACGAUUUCGAUCACAGACACCACACUGGAGACGGUGUUUCUUAACUGUGCGGGCGAAUGCGAUCAAGUGGACACACCCGAUAUUGGAACACGCAACGAUGCACCUCUGCUUGCGAUCCAACAGAAGCACCUUCAACAUGCGACCAAUGCACUUAAUGAGUGGACUGCAAUUUUCUAUAAAAAGAUAACAUUUUUGUUGAGCGAGUGGCGUUAUACCUGUUGCAUGUUGAGCUUACCGUUUUUUAGCGUCACCGCAGCCAUUCUACUGAUGCAUUCCAUGUCUGUUGUAAACAUUGAGGCGGCCUUACCACUAAAUCUGAGCCAGUUGCGCACUGGUAGUGUUUACAUUUACAAUACGACGGCCCUGCACGGUAACGUUGAGCAGAAGCUGCUCCAAUAUAUUCAGCAGAGUGGACUCACUACCAAAAUGUUAAUGCUGCGCGGCGACAACACUGUACCGGAUGAGCUAUUGCAGUUACAGCGCGAAAAUUUGGCUGAUUUUUUGGAGGAUACCAUUGGCUUGGUAGACCUAAGUGAUAAGUCCACCAUUGAGAUUAGCUAUGCGAGCAAUCGCUAUCACAGUAGUGUGAUGCUCGUCAAUAUGCUAGACACGUGCAUGCUGCAGUUGGCCAGUGGACAGCCGGAUGUGCGCAUUGAUGCCACCUACGUGCCCAUCAAACGCUUCGUUAGUGACGUCAGCUCCACGCGACUAGAAUACUACGCCGUCAUCGUUCCAGCUGCGAUCUUCUUCAGCAUGUUUUACUAUAUCGCGCUGCCAUUCCGGGAGAAUGCGAACGGUUUCCGCCAACUGCAGCCAAUGUCACGUUUCACUUACUGGUUUGCCACCUUAACGUUUGAUUUGCUGUUGCAUACACUUGUCUGUUUGUUGCUGUUACUGCUGCAGAAACUGAUCAUGCCACCGGAGCUGUACACGCCCGAGGAUCUGAAACUGAUUGUCAUUAGUAUAUUCUUUUACGGCUGCAGCUAUUUACCAAUUCUGUACACUCUGAGCAGUAGCUUUAAGUCCAUAUCAACGAUCUCCACAUAUCUGCUGCUCAUGCUUAUCGUUUCCGAAAUUGCUCCAUUGAUCACCUCCAACAAUUUCCAGGCCAUGAAGCAGCACGCAACGAAAAUCGCUUUUCUCAGAUUUCUACCCGAUUUCAAUUUGAACCAUCAGCUGCGCAUCAUCAACGAGAAUUUUAUAGCGCAACGACGUAAGUCGAUGAAACUUUUGGAAACCACGACACACCAAUUUUUUGUUUACGCUGUGGUCGUUUCCUUACUGGUCAUGGGCUUCUUUACGUUUGUGCUCGAGCACAAGUAUCAUCGCCAGCGACUGUGCGAUUUCUUCUAUGGCAAAACCUGUAAGAUCCCACCAAAGAGCCGCAGUGCGUCGUGCAUUACGCCACUUCAAGCGGGCGAGUGCUUUGAUGAGUGCGCUAGCGAGGAGCGGCGAGUCAAGGAGCUACUGCACGCCGGUACUUCUCCGGACACGGCACAGAUGUUUCCGUUGGUAGUUAGUAAUCUGCGUAAGAGCUACGAUGGUAAACCGGCUGUCAGCGGCAUCAGUUUUGCUGCCGAACGUGGCGAAUGCUUUGGAUUGCUGGGCGUAAAUGGUGCGGGCAAAACGAGCAUCUUCCAAAUGAUUGCCGCCAACAUGACGAUGGAUAGCGGCCAGAUACAAAUCGAGGGCACUGACAUUCGCCUCAAUGAGGUCGCUUAUCGCAAGCAGUUCGGCUACUGUCCGCAAUACGAUGCACUCAACAAAUUCAUGACCGCCGAGCAGUGUCUGCGUUUAAUGGCGAUUCUGCGCGGCCUCAGUUGGAAAAGCGAUGAUCCAAUGGGUAUCGAGUGCAGCGUUAUGUUCUGGUUACAGAAAAUGCAUUUGCUUAAGUAUCGAGAUGUGCCCGUGCGCAAUUAUUCGGGUGGCACAAAGCGCAAACUGCUCGCUGCCAUGGCCAUGAUUGGUGCACCAUCGCUGGUUCUACUGGAUGAGCCGACAACUGGCGUCGAUCCCAUAUCGAGACGCUUUCUGUGGCAAUGCAUUAAGGAUUUCCAGAAAAGGGAUCGCACGGUGGUCCUCACAUCGCACAGCAUGGACGAGUGUGAAGAGCUGUGCAAUCGUUUGGCCAUCAUGGCGAAGGGCCAAUUCAAAUGUCUGAACAACAUUUGUGCACUUAAGCGACAAAGCGGCUUUUCCAUUAAAUUGAAAAUGAAAAUUGACACCGAAACGGAGACAAAUGUGGCGACAAUUACCAAUACGCUCAACGGACAAUUUGAGGCAUUGGAGCUGCGUGAGAAUCAUGCUGGAACUUUAACAUAUAUUGUACAAACCGAUCAGCGAAUACUUUGGUCGAAGGUCUUCGACGUUUUGGAGUCCUAUCUGUCUGACAAGCUCAAUGACCUCGUUGAGUAUUAUUCGGUGAAUGAGUGUACUUUGGAAGAUAUAUUUCUAAAGUUCGAGAGACAAGCCAAAUCACUGUCACUUUCCGGUUCGGAAAACUAUGUCUGAGCGCACCUUGCGUCGCCGGGUGUCUCUCUCUACCUUCCUCACCAGUUAUGCCCAUAUACCUCACCACGGUCGGUGGAUCAUCUCGCGAUCUGGAAACUCAAGUUGUGUGCUUCUUGCAGACGGUGUGCAUCUUAAAUGAGAUAUUCUUCAAAUUUAUAUAUCCUAAUAGAUGUUUGUCACGGG